Cavia porcellus (domestic guinea pig) is the source of this 2839-nucleotide messenger RNA. RefSeq names its product family with sequence similarity 83 member A (gene Sack1a). Gene Ontology annotation, molecular function: protein kinase binding. The record is from RefSeq and is a predicted model, not a curated record. The transcript has 4 exons. The coding region runs from base 421 to 1719 and encodes 432 amino acids. Lineage: Eukaryota; Metazoa; Chordata; Mammalia; Rodentia; Caviidae. Gene Ontology annotation, biological process: epidermal growth factor receptor signaling pathway.
CUCCCUGGGCCCAUCCGUCCCUGGACUGGGGGUGCAGGGCGGCUCCCUGCUCUGUGACAGACGCCUGCAGGGCUGCAGGUCCAGGGCGAGUUGUGCAACCACUCGAGUGGAAAAGCCUGCUCGGCCCAGGCUGGAGGAGAGGAAACAUCCCAGGUGGUGUGCCAAGCUUCGGGGUGAGCCAGCCCUGGGCCUGUGGGCAGGGCGAUGUCUCAGAUAAGCCAGUCCUUCCGCUGCGGGUGAGGAUCCCCGAGGAGCCCUGCUCAGGAGAGAACUCAGGAGGUGACAGGUGCCCACUGCACAGCCCCGGGGAGUGGGCAGCUACCCCGGAGUGCUGGAGCAGGGCUGCUCUUGGAGUGGCCUCUCUCACAGCUGGGAGGGCUCCAGCACUGGCCCCCACUCCACAACCAAGGACAGGUGGGCAUGAGCUGGUCAAGGCACGUGGGCAAGAUCCGGAAAAGGCUGGAAGAUGUCAAGAACCAGUGGGCCCGGCCAGCCAGGGCGGACUUCAACGACAAUGAGAGUGCCCGGCUGGCCACAGACGCCCUGCUGGAUGGGGGCCCUGAGGCCUACAGGCGGGUGCUCAGCCAAGAGGGUGAGGUGGACUUCCUGUCCUCGCUGGAGGCCCAGUACAUCCAGGCCCAGGCCACAGAGCCCUGCUGCGCCCCAGAACCUAUGGGGGUGGGCGAAGGUGGGCCUCAGGGACUGGGCUCUUGCUCUCUCCAGUCGGGGACCUACUUCCCUGCAGCAUCCGAGGGUGGAGAACCUGCCCUGCCGCCUGCCUGGGCUUCGGCUGAAAAGCCCUACCUGCAGGAGAAGUCCAGCGCCACCGUGUACUUCCAGACGGACAGGCACAGCAACAUCAGGGACCUCAUCCGCCGCUGCAUCUCCCGGAGCUGCCAGGUCCUGGCCAUCCUGAUGGAUGUGUUCACCGAUGUGGAGAUCUUCUGUGACAUCCUAGAGGCAGCCAACAAACGUGGGGUGUUAGUCUGUGUGCUCCUGGACCAACGAGGUACAAAGCUCUUCCAGGAGAUGUGUGACAAGGUCCAGAUUUCUGACAGCCACCUCAAGAACAUCUGCAUCCGGAGUGUGCAGGGAGAGGUGUACUGCGCCAAGUCAGGCAGGAAGUUUGCGGGGCAAAUCCAGGAGAAGUUCAUCAUCUCAGACUGGAGGUUCGUCCUGUCGGGAUCGUACAGCUUCUCCUGGCUCUGCGGACAUGUGCACCGGAACAUCCUCUGCAAGUUCACGGGCCAGGCGGUGGAGCUGUUCGAGGAAGAGUUCCGCCACCUCUACGCCUCCUCCAAGCCCCUGAUGGGCCUCAAGUCCCCCCGGCCAGCGGCCCCACUGCAGCCCAGGGCUGUCCCCAGCACCUCUAACGGCCACCUCAGCAGUGACAGCCGCUCCACCAGUGACCGCACGUCCUCCAACCCCUUCAGCAGCCCGUCGGUGGGCAGCAACCCCCCAGAGCAGACACCGUCUGCCUGGUCGGGGCCCACUUCUCCCCUGACCCCCAGCCCAGCCCAGCCCCCCAGGUAUCAGCCCUACCACAGCCCCUGGGGAACCCCCACCCCACAGCCCUUCUUCUCCCCCAGGACCCCGCCUACCCCCUACAGCAACCUCAACACUUACCGCCCCACUGGGCUGCAACUGGAGCAGCUAGGCCUGGUAUCCAGGGCCACGCACGUCUGGAGGCCCUUUCUACAGGCUUCACCUCACUUCUGAAGGGGCCCGUGUCCCCGUCACUGUCCCCAGGCCAGGUCUGUGCUCCUGGGUUCCCCGCUCAAAGACCUCACCUUCUGCUCUACAGUGCUGAACCUGCUUCCCCUGAGUCCUGUCAGCCUCUGCUGGUCUGUGAGAUCCUUCCUAGCUUGGCCCAUGCAGCUCAUUCCAAAGGGCUGAGGGAGGUUGGACGAGCUAGAAACAAAAUCAUAGUGUCACAGCCUCCAGAGCUUUAAAAGGUCAUGGUCCUCAAGGCUCCAAAAUGUAAGAAGGGGCAGAGGCAGCCCAUGGUUUACCAAUGGGUAAACUGAGGCACUGCAGCACAGGUGAUAGAUUGGGGUUUCUGUUUACAGGUUCCCAGGAACUCAGAGCAGUGGGAGAGGGUCUGUGAACAUGCUGGAUGUCCCUGGGAGAGCUGGGGAAACUCAUCCCUGUAAACGCCAGCACUGGGGUACCCCUGUGAACUAGGGAUAUGAUCUCUAUACGGGGCCACCUGAACCUGCAGUCAGCAGGCACAGAGUGAGCCCAGGAGUCUGGGAGUCAGUGGAUGGGCCAGGUCAGCAGGCCCAGCUCCACGGAGCCUCGAGGGGGCCCAAGGGUCCAGAGUCAAGGACUCAGGACUCAGUGUUUGGAGUCUGAAACGGCUCUGUGGCGAUCCCCAGGGCAGCCCUGUGAGCCGGAAGAGACCGGCUGUCCCUGGAUGGCCGCCAACUGUAGAACGGGGUCUCCCUUGGCUUGCCGACCCCAAGGAACCCACGCUGAAUUCUCAAGGGCCCUGUGGUUUGUUGCUCCCGGGAAAGUGACACUACCCUCACAACUAGGGAGGGCAGCAGCCAUGCGUGUGGCAGGCAGCGGUGCCAGGCCCGUGUCUGCCCUCUGCCAUCCAUGUCAUCUCAGCUCAUGGCUCUGUGCACUCCCUAGCAGCCAGGGCGGGCAGUGCUAAGGCCUGGGGAGCCUUUCCCUGUGUGCCCUCCAGGACAGGGCAGUGUGUGACAUGACACCCCAUCCUACUUAGCAAGGGAAGCCUCCCUCAGCCCAUCCAGCCCUGUUCCCAUUCCUAACAUUUCUGCCAGUGUUAGGCAGUGGCAUCUGCGUCUGCUUUCUUAUAAAUUCUGUUCCUAUC